AUGUCAUCUUAUAAUAAAUCAUCUGAAUAUUCGGCUUGUGUAACAACAGUAUCAACUGAUGAAGUUGCACGUAAAUUAGCACGUUCAUUAGUUGAAUCUCAUCUAGCUGCUUGUGUCAAUAUAAUUCCAAAUGUUCGAUCAAUUUAUGAAUGGAAAUCAAAUAUUCAUGAAGAUAAUGAACUUAUUUUAAUGAUUAAAACUCGACAAGAAAAAGUAGCUGAAUUAAUUGAAUUUGUUAAAAAAAAUCAUCCAUAUGAUGUACCAGAAUUAAUCGAAUUACCAAUUACAAAUGGAAAUCCUGAUUAUCUUAAAUGGAUUGAUACUAUUGUCAAACAACCAUCAUCAACAUAG
Rotaria sp. Silwood1 is the source of this 351-nucleotide messenger RNA. Lineage: Eukaryota; Metazoa; Rotifera; Eurotatoria; Philodinida; Philodinidae. The record is from the annotation of a GenBank genome assembly.